Molecule: messenger RNA, 2662 nt
Organism: Maylandia zebra (zebra mbuna)
Lineage: Eukaryota; Metazoa; Chordata; Actinopteri; Cichliformes; Cichlidae
Gene: wdr70
Product: WD repeat domain 70
Cellular component (GO): site of double-strand break; nucleus
Molecular function (GO): protein binding
Source: RefSeq, a predicted model, not a curated record
CGCACAGCAGACGUACAACGAGAACGUCCGGAGGUCAAAGGUAACGUUCGUAUUUGAAAACAUGGAUUCCAAAAGAGGAGAUGAAGCAACAGGCAAGACGAGUGACGAUGGAGACAUUGCAUCUGUCAUGGGAUUCUCUGGGUUUGGUAAGAAAGCCCGCACAUUUGAUCUUGAUGCCAUUUUUGAGCAGACCCGGCGAACAGCCAUCGAGAGGAGUCAGCGUGUGAUAGAGGAGCGGCAGAAGGAGAUAGAAAUGGAGGAGGAGGGGGAGAGCUCCAAGUCAGUCAAACCGUCAGUCCAGAGUCAGAGAGGAAAAGCUGCUUCUUCCAGAGUCCAGAAGAGCGACAGCAGCAGUGACAGUGGCUCAGAUUCUGAUUCAGACUCAGAGCUUAUCGGGCCACCGGUGCCUCCUCAGCAUGCAGCUCAGCAGGGCGAUGAUGAUGAUGAUGAGCACGUAGGGCCACCUCUUCCACCAGGUUACACAGGCAGCACGGCUCACAGUGAUGAUGACGAUGAUGAAGAAGGAGAGGCACAAGAUGACGACGAUGAUAAUCCAGUGAAAAAAAUUCCAGACACUCAUGAGAUCACGCUGCAGCAUGGCACUAAAACGGUGUCGGCUCUUGGCUUGGACCCCUCUGGAGCCCGCCUGGUGUCUGGUGGAUAUGAUUAUGAUGUUCGAUUCUGGGAUUUUGCUGGGAUGGACCAGGCUCUGCAGGCCUUCAGAUCUCUGCAGCCUUGCGAGUGCCAUCAGAUCAAGGCCCUGCAGUACAGCAUCACCGGUGAUGUCAUGUUGGUGGUUUCGGGCAAUGCACAGGCCAAGGUGUUGGACCGUGAUGGCUUCAGUGUCAUGGAGUGUGUGAAAGGAGACCAGUACAUUGUGGAUAUGGCUAACACAAAGGGCCACACAGCUAUGCUUAAUUGUGGGUGCUGGCAUCCCAAGAUUAAAGAAGAGUUCAUGACCUGCUCCAAUGAUGGCACUGUGCGCACAUGGGACCUCAAUUCAGAGAAGAAGCACAAGUCUGUGUUCAAGCCUCGCUCCUUCCAGGGUAAGAAGGUCAUCCCCACAUGCUGCACCUACAGCCGCGACGGGAAGCUCAUCGCAGCGGGCUGCCAAGAUGGCACUAUCCAGAUCUGGGACAGAAACCUCAGUGUUCAUACAAAGUUCCACUGUCGGCAAGCCCACACCCCAGGAUCGGACACCUCGUGCCUCAGCUUUUCUUAUGAUGGCACGAUGCUUGCUUCACGUGGAGGCGAUGACACUCUCAAGAUGUGGGAUAUACGCAACUUCAGGAAGCCAGUGAAUGGAGUUAGUGGUCUGACCAACUACUUUUCCAUGACCGACUGCUGUUUUAGCCCAGAUGACAAGCUUCUGGUGACGGGGACGUCGGUGAAGAAAGAUGAAGGAAAUGGGAAGCUUGUUUUCUUUGACCGCAUUUCGUUUCAGAGGGUCUACGAAAUAGAUGUCACCAACGCAAGUGUUGUCCGCUGCCUGUGGCACCCCAAACUUAACCAGAUAAUGGUGGGAACUGGAAAUGGGCUGGUUAAGGUGUAUUAUGACCCCGUUAAAAGUCACAGGGGGGCUAAGCUGUGCGUAGUGAAGAGUAAGCGCAAAGAGAAACAUGCAGAGGCUCUUACACAAGACUACAUCAUCACACCUCAUGCCUUACCCAUGUUCAGAGAGGCCCGACAGCGCAGUACACGCAAACAGCUGGAGAAGGACAGACUUGAUCCAAAGAAAUCCCACAAACCCGAGCCUCCGGUGUCUGGACCAGGCCGAGGAGGCAGAGUCGCAGCUCACGGUGGCACGUUGUCGUCAUUCAUUGUGAAGAACAUCGCAUUAGAUAAAACGGACGACAGUAACCCGCGAGAGGCCAUCCUGCGUCAUGCCAAGGAAGCAUCAGAGAACCCUUAUUGGAUUGCUCCAGCAUACACAGAGACCCAGCCAGAGCCCGUGUUUGCAGAGGAAUCAGAGGAUGAGGAGCCCGACCAGGAGCCAGAAUGGAAGAAACGCAAAAUCUGAGAGACUUCAGUGUCAGUUCAUUUUAUACAGGACAGCUGACACGGUGGGCAAUUAGUCGCAAGACAGAAUUAUUGUUGAGUACUCAGCAAAGGAGCAUCAAUUAUGUUCCUAAAUUGUACAGUAUCUGUCCCCCUGACAACGCUGUGAAGCCUUUAUGUGUAUAUAUGUGCACUCUUCUGUGUUAAGGGGAAACCCAUAAAUCAGAAAGGAUUUUAUCAUAAAUAUCAUUUUCUUUAGGCUUAUGGUCCUCUCACUGCAAUUCAUAAACUUCAUAAACAGUGGAAAAACUUGGCUUUUUACGUCUGUUUAGAUUGUAUGUACUUUAUUUUCAUCGCUCCCAUUGUCCUCUCACCCCACAUCUCCAGCGUUUGCUAAUGCCUCGUAAAUCGGCUCCAGAUUUUGCGGUCUAGAGCUGUUUGUCAUUACGAAGAACAGUUUGCCACUUUGUACAAAGUAAAUUACUAAGAAGUACAAAAAAAAAAUCCAUCCAAAUUUACUUUGAGACGUUUUAAAGGCUUUAAUGUUUCUACAGAUGUACUUUUUUGGUGGGUUGCGACAAAACUUUAUCAAAUCAUCUGUUUAUUUUAAUUAAAUUUUUUUUUUACACCCACCUAACGCCUUAAUAAAAGACUUGCAUCCAAA